AUGAGGAUAUGUAAAAGAAUUGACCCUGUGAUUGAUAUUGUUAUUGUAGGAUUUGGGAUGAGUAGUAAAAGUUUUGUGGACAUAUUUUUAUCGAAAAAUGAAUUAAAAGGUGUAAAUAUAACAAUAAUAAGUAAGAAUACUUUUGUAUUUUUAGAUAAAUAUGUACAAUGUAUUGAAUUAUGUAAGGAUACUUAUAUUGAUAUAUAUAAAUAUUGUAAAGAGAGGAAUAUUCUUUUUAUUAACGAAGAAGUUGAAAGCAUUGAUUCUGAUAAGAAAAUUAUAAAAUUUAGUUCUGAUAGAAAUCAUUUAUGUUAUGAUUAUUUAUUAUGUGAUUUUGAUUAUAAGAGUUCCUAUUUAAUGAAUAAUAAUGAUUUAAGUCAUAUGAAUAUAUAUACAUAUAAGGAUAAGAAUUUAUUUUUUUAUUAUACACAUAUAAUAUAUUUAUCUUUAAUAAAAUCACAAAAUAAUAAAAUAACUGAUAAAAAGGAAUAUAUGAAAUGGAAAACAUUUUUUUUUAAAAAUAUACCUUUAGAAAAAUUUUAUAAUUUUUGUUCAUAUAAUGAUAAAUAUGUGGAAAAUAUUAUAGACAUUUAUAAUUUUUUUGAUAUUCUAUUAAAUAAUAAUAUACCAUAUUAUGAUUUUAAAAUAGUUCAGGAAAAAGUCAAAAUAUUAAAUGUUUUGAAGAAUAAAAAUCCUUUAAUUAAAGAAAUUGUAAAAAAUGAAAAUUAUAAUUUUCAUUUCUCUAAUAAUGAGGAAAAGGAUGAAACAAAGCAAACAAAUAAUUCUAGUGAUAAUAUAUUCCAGUUUUUAAUAUUAUGUGAUGAAAAUAAUUAUAAUUUUGGAAAAAAUUUAUACUAUGAAAUUUUUGAAAAUUUACAUAAAAUAUCUAUAUCGGUUAAGAUAAUAUAUGUACAUAUAAUAAAUGAAGAAAAAUGUAAUAAAAAGGAAAAUAUAAAUGAUACGAUAAGUAAUAAUAAUAUUAAAAAUAAUAUUAAAAAUAAUAUUUAUAAUAAUAAUAUGAAGUGCUCAAAGUUUUGUUCAUAUUUUGUUCAGGUUCGUGAAAUAAAACAAGUAAAAAAAAGCGAAGAUAAACUUUUUAUAGAAUAUAUAGAUAUGAAUAAUAAAUUAAGUACCAUUUUUUUUGAUGAAUGUAUAAAUAUAACUAAUUUAAAAUAUCCAUCAUAUAUUUAUAAAUCUGGUUAUGAUAUUGAUAAUAAUAAAAAUAUUAAUAAUUUUUGUCAAUAUUAUAAAGAUGAAUCAUUAUAUUUUCCAAAUCAAAUAACAAAUUAUGAUACUUAUACCAUAUGUCAAAAUGUGUAUAUUAAUAUUUAUAAUAAUAUACAUAAAAAAAAAUAUAUUAGUAUUGAUAAUGUAAAAGAUCAUAUCUAUAUAUAUAAUUGGAAACAAAAACAUAUAACUAUUGAACAUUUUUCAAUUAAUCACAUAUAUGAAUUAUUAAUAAAUAUUUAUAACAAAAUCAUUAAAAUAAUCAAAUUUAAUUUAAUUUAUAUAUAUAAACAUCCUCUUACACAAAAUAAAGUGAAACCCUUUUUAAUGAAUAAAAAAUAUCUUAUAGAUAAUUAUUUAAAUGAAAAAAAAAAAAAAAUAAAAACAAUAGAAAAAAAAAAUAAAUCUUCUUCUAUUGAUUUGUUCAUAAAUUUAAUUAUGUACAUAUAUAACCAAUUUUUAUAUUAUAUAGCCCAUUUUGAAAAUAUAUUUGUCCACACCAAACAAGAAGAACAUAAUCUUAAUACAAAUAAUAAUAGUAAAAUGAAAACUAACUGUAAUGUCAAAAAUAUAAAGAACACUAAUCAGAACACAGAAUUAUUACCUGCAUAUAUGUAUGACGAAUAUAAAAAAGAGUACGAAAACAGAUUGAUAAUUAAAAAGAAAACUUCUUAUAAACUCGUACAACAUAAUAAUAAUAAUAAUAGUAUCGAAUUAAAUGAAGAUAAUAAUAAAAAUGAUUAUGUCAAGGGAACAGAUGAUACAUUUGUUAUUGUAGAAUGUAAUAAUUUUGGAAAGGAAGCUAUGCUUGAUACAUCAGAUAACAAAAAAGUACAAUCUUAUAUAAAAGAAAGUAUCGACAAAAUAAUUAAUAGAAAUACAUGUGGAGGAUGUGGUUCAAAAGUUCCAUCUAAUGUAUUAUCUAAUUCUUUAAAAUCAUUAGAUAUUUUUAAUUCUCCAAAUGUUUAUUUAGGAGUUGAAGGAAGUGAUGAUUGUUGUAUAUUUGUUCAUAGUAAAUCCAAAAACACUGAACAAAGUCCUGCUCUUGUCCAGACAAUCGAUUUUUUUAAAUCAUUUAUUGAUGAUGAAUAUAUAUUAGGAUCAAUAAUAGCUAUUCAUUCAUUGUCUGAUAUAUAUAGUAUGGGGGGCACAGGGAUAUGUGCAUUGUGUGUUCUUAUAGUAAAGGAUAAUAUUGAAAGAAAAUUACAACAAAGAUUAGAAAAUGUUCUAACCGGAUGUUGUCAAAAAUUAAAGGAAGAGAGAUGUGUGUUAAGUGGAGGACACACUUGUGCAGGUAAUGAAAACUACGUGGGUUUGGCUGUUACCGGAAAGAUAAAAAAAAGAAAAGAAAAAAAAAGCCAACAAAAAAAUGGUAACAAAAAUAUCAUGAAAUUUGAACAAGAUAAAAAUGAAAAUGAAGGUAAUUCACAUAUAGAACAAUUAAUUAAUCAGAAUAAUAUAAAUAAUAUAAAUAAUGUUCAAUUUGAAGAAGAUGAACAUAAAAUAAAUAAAGAAACUAAUUCAUAUUUUGAAAAACACCAAAUGUUAAAGGAAAAUUACCUUUUCUUACCCAAAGGUAAUGGAGAUAUAAAAAAUGGAGAUGUCAUUAUUACAACAAAAAUGUUUGGUUUCGGAUUUAUUAUGGCAGCACAUAUUAUCAAAAAAGCAAAAGCUAGAUGGAUAUAUAGUUGCCUUGAUGAAAUGUUAAUAUCUAAUAGAAAAAGUGGUUUAUAUUUUCUUCAAAAUAAUGCCAAGGCAUGUACAGAUGUUACAGGGUUUGGUAUAUUAGGACAUUUAAAUGAAAUGUUGAAAUGUUCAAGAAAAGAAAUUUAUUUACAUCAUAAAAAAACAAAUUAUAAACACAAUGAUAAUUUGGAUCAAACUACAAAAGAUGGUUAUAGUAAAAAUCAAGAUAAACAAAUAAAACAAAAGAAAAUUUUUAAUAGGUGUGAUCAAAAUAAUAACAAACUUAAUAUGUUGGGUGCAAAAAUUAAACUUAAUAAUAUUAUUAUAGCAGAAGGGGUACAAGAAUGUAUUGAAAAUAAUAUAUAUUCAUCCAUGUAUAAAAAAAAUCAUUAUUUAUGUAAUAAUAUAAUAAAUCUAGAUGAAGCACAAUUAUAUAGCAAAUAUGGAAUUCUUUUUGACCCUCAAACAAGUGGAGGAUUAAUGGCUAUAGUUCAGAGGGAAAAGGCUACUCAAAUAUUGUCUGAUUUGAAAAAUAUGGGAUAUCCUAAUUCUUCAAUUAUAGGUGAAAUAAUAAAUGUUCAAUAUGAAAAAUUUAAUAAUAAAUCUAUACAAGAUAUAUCAUUAUCUGAUUAUUUGGAUACAACCGAUUCUAUAUAUGUAGAAUUGUAA
Molecule: messenger RNA, 3582 nt
Organism: Plasmodium falciparum 3D7
Lineage: Eukaryota; Apicomplexa; Aconoidasida; Haemosporida; Plasmodiidae
Product: putative selenide water dikinase
Molecular function (GO): ATP binding; selenide, water dikinase activity
Source: RefSeq, a predicted model, not a curated record